AUGGCAGAAUGGAAGACCCGAGGAUAUGUACCCGACUCAGACGAGGAGGAAGAUUCACAAGAGUCUGGUCAAGUUACGGUUUGCGGUGACCACUUCUCUCUAGAUGAACUCGUCACCAGUGAUGCCAGAGAGGGCUCUCCGAGCCGAAACAAUGGACAUAAGUCCAGCAGAUUAAAGGAUCAGCUGUUGAAAGCAAGGCAAUCUCCGACUUCUCAUAUCAAAGCCGUUGAAGUUCGAGUACCAGUACAAGAAGUGAACCAGAAUAGCAUCCAAGAGUAUGCAGAGGCUUCAUGGCAGGGGAAGCCAUCAUCGAAAAUUGGAGCCUCUACGAACAAUGUUUCGGAACAAGUAUUGCAAGAAGGAAUUUAUAAAGAUGCCCACAAAGCCAGGACAAUGUCUAAAACAUCUCCCCUGGGCCGAAGGGACGGAGACGUUGAACAUGCUCUUCUGUCGUCUCCAGCCUCUUCAUUAAAUGUUUCAAAUGGGAUAGAGAUGCAAGAUGCAGUACAACGACAAUACUUAGAUGCCAAGACGACAGGAGAUGGUGGCAAUGUCGAGCAUCAUAUUGGCACUACAGCAAGUGCAUAUCCUUUUGAUGAACAUCAGAGCCUAUCUUCAACCCUCAGUUCUCCAUUAUCAUCGCAUCCUUCAUCUUUACCUGGUGUCAAAGACACGAUUAGCCAUACCCGUCCAUCUAGUCCUUCGUCGGAAAACGUCCACGCAGAAUCAAGCGUCCAGGCGGAUAGCAGUGAUGUCGAUAUGAACACAGUCGUACAUGAUGUGCAGAGAACGCAAAGAUUCCGGCAAAGGAAUCCCAUCCAACUCCAUCCAUAUCUCAUUGAAAGUGAGAAGUAUCGUCAAAGUCUUCACGCUCGUGGCUUAAAGCCAGUUCACAUACCGCGAGCUCCAACGCCUUCCUUGGAGGAUGACACGCAAAGUCAAGACUUCGCUAACAGCCCAGUACUUGGGUUUUCGUCGCCAAGUUCGCAAAAAUCUCAACCUUCUUCGCCAAUGGCACUAGAUGAGAAUCAAUCGGCUCUGCUAGAUGAAGUUCCCGACAUGGAUGCCCUUUUACGUUCACAAAACCAACAACUCGAAGUGCAGUCAUACAAGCGUCGAGACAUGGAGAGGGACAAACCUAGAUUCAAAAGACCUCCGGGUUUAUCUAAGCCUAAGCCAUUGAAAACAAAGCCUAUUCAUCAGCAUAGCAACGAGGAUUAUGACAUGUACACCGUACCCUUAUCGCCCCCAUCUUCUGGUUUCCAUACACCGACUACCUUAGGCGAACGAGCAAAGCGACAAUCCCCACCAAACAAAUCAUUACCGACACCCGCUACAUCGUCCGAGCCCAGAGCGCCGCCAUUGAUUGACAUUAUCAAUCAAGAAUCUGCUGAGGAUAAUGCUGAUGAAAUUAUUGCUAUCUCCGAUGGUACUGGUGCAUCGAGUCCAAUCUCUAAUGACGGAUCAGUCAAGCAACUGUCUCGGGUGCAGCGAAGAAUACGCGGGGUGUUACCUGCAUCUUGGCUCAAAUUAGAUCUAAAGGCUCAGUCCAAAAAAUCAGCUCUUCCUCGUCGCUUGCCAUCGAGCUCGUCUCCGGAAAAACGUGAUAAACAAAAAGGCGUGGCUCGCCCAGUAUCAAGAACAGUUGCAGAGACGUUCAAUCGCUCUUUAGAUCAAUAUGAAGCAUUUCUUUCAUCCGACAAUCAGCAGUCUUCAGACAACGGGGAUCAGCCAAAUUUUUUGGCCUCCAGAUUAUCACCAAUCAUGCAAGUUGACGAUGAAGCUGAUGAUUUUCUUGGCAGACUUGGAGAAGCAGAUGAAAUAGACGAAAUAGACGCAAUGCUAUCGAUCCAUCGUAGAAAAGCGAGCCAUCAGACAAAAGGUCGGAAACGUCAAACCCGAAUGUCAGACUUUGGUGUGGAAUGUUCUUUAAAUGUAGCUCGCGUGUCCAAACGACCACGUCUAACAGCACCCUCAACAAAACAACCCUCUUUGAUGGCUCAUAGGGACCGUGUGUCGAAACCCAAAUUUCGAGUCCCAAGAUUGAGUAUUCUUGAUGCACCGCCAAAUGCCACCGCCAUAAAUCCUCCGCCUCCGCCCGCGUUCCUUAAGAUCGCCUCCCGAACAGUCCGUUCAAGGCAUGAUAGGGGCAGGCAUAGCCCAGGCAGAAAGUUCCUAAGGCUCGCGACAACGGAUGACAACCAUGACGUCAACGAGAGUCUGCAAGCAUGGAGAGAUGGCGCCAUCAGACCUUCGGUGUCCCAGAAGGAUGACAGACGCUCAAUACUUCACUUUCGACAGCCACUUCAGCCUCGAUCCGGCAAUUCUAUACUUCCUAGCUCGUUGAAACUGCCGCUUGGCUCUGCAAGCAAGACUGCGAGAAGUGCUUCACCCCAAGAUUAUGCUCCGAAAAGGCCGACGGCUCGCAAGGUGCAGACAGUCCUGAAGUCGAACGUUCGUACACCAGUGACGGACGAUCCUGAAAAUAGCCAGCAGCCUACUAAGAACAUUUCAGGGGGACCCAACGUUCCAAAUUUAAAGAAGAAAAACUUGAAAAGUACCUUGAAGACAACGCAUGGUUCACGACCUGCAAUGCUUGAAUCGCUUGAGGAUGGAGAGAACCAGAUAAGGCCGGGGUUCUCACUUAGUCACCAUCUUCUUCGAUUGAAUCAAAGUGACCCUUUGCAUUUGAUCUCAAGGCCGCAACGAGACGCCAUCGUCGAAGACGUGAACCUUCCACCUGCCAGUAUAGAAUCACGUGAGGGGAAGUCUCUGCCACUGAAACAUUCGCCUCAAGUCGAGAAACGCCAGCCUAAUCCUGUCAAGCGGAACGGUCGUCGGAAACGGAGACCUCAAAGGUUAGAGAUAUCCGCGACGUCUCAAGCUCAAUUAAGUCCUCAAUUACCUGUUGAUGAUCUUCCAAUGAUUGCAAAGGAGCAGGAUUUCUCCAGGGAUAAGGCGACUAAGCACGAAGGUCUAACACCACUUCAAUUUGGUCCCUUUAGCACUCGUUUUACAUCUACUUUCGACAUCGUGCCGUUCCCUCCUGGCACCAGCUUCCAUCAGAGCACAUUCUUGGGCAGUGGAGACUUCCAAACUAGUAUGCAAUUAUCCAAGAUUGACCUCGACAGUCACCGAAGCUUUGCCAAUUUCAUGUUCAACCACGUAAACUUCAAGUGGGGGCCUUGGAAUGAGCAACUGUCUGUGCAGCUGACCCAGAUUUGUGAUUUGCUCCAUCAAGCAAGCCAGGCCCAGCCUAUCGAAGAGUACUUAUCUCAACUGGCAGAAUUCCUUGUUUAUCUGAUAGGGUAUUUCUCGAAUCACGUCAGCUUCCUUGACCCUAUCGACCGUGCUUCAUGUCUUCAAAGAUGCAACGCAGUUAUCAAACUCAUAUCGCCAGCUACCUCACCUGUGCUUGUGGGCUCUUUCAGAAUGCAAGAAAACAGAAUCACAGACAAUGACCCCCAACUUCUUAGAGUUCAAAUGCUGUCGUUCAUUUUCGCGAAUCAGCUACGUCAAUUGUCGCAACACUCUGAUGUUUCAAGUUCAAUAUGGCAGGAAACGACAUUCCUGUUCUCGACUGUCGGCAAGCAAUUAGGAGAGCUCAUCCAUACAAAUCUUGAAUCAUUGGAGAAGCUAGUCAACAAGUUCAAACGAUAUUCUGAUAGUGAUCUCACAAUAUGCAACAAUAGUACAGCUGAGGCCCUGAUUGUGGCCAGACAUAUCCUGCAGCACGAUGGACGUUUACACGAUGACUUCUGGGAUACUUUAAUUCGCUCAGGUCCUAAUGCAUCAAGUGACGCUACUGUUCGCGCCGAAAUUUUGGAACAAACUUGGAAGGCGCUAUAUACUUUGCUUCCGUUUUCGGAGUUUGAUACCCAGGGAGUGCUGACCUCAGGGUCGCGAUUCAGUUCAAAUGUAGGCAAUUGGAAUGCUGUGAAGAGACUCAUCAGUCCUGUGCUCGACAAUUAUAUGACUGUCAAGGAAGGUCAAUCCCCAAAUUUCAACUUUUAUUGUCGAGCGCUGUUCAGCCGCUGCCUUCAUCUCAUCAAUGUCUGGGGUUGGCGCAAAUGCGAUUCGAUCAUUGGCACCUUGUUCGACUUCUUUGCCCGUAAUCAGCUCAAUCAUCUGAAUCAUGAGCAAAGCCAUGGGUCUCCCCAUUUUCUUGAGGUCCUUGGCACUACUGUCUCUCUUGAAAGCGGGCCCGAGGAUCGAUGCUUCCAUUUGCUACUGAAGAUAAUUGGCAACGGGAUCAAAUUCAUGCGGAAAACGUUCCCCGAGAAAAAGAUUAAAGACCUUGUUUGGCGACUUAUGCCGAACCAUGGCCGCUCUCAUCUGAAAGAAGAGGCGCUCCGUCUGAACGAUCUUGACGCGCUGCGCAAUCAUCACGAUCUACUCUGCACGCUUUACUGGGUAUCACCACCAAGUGUUCGCCCACGGCUUACAGCCAUACGGAAUCUUGUCCAUAUCGAAAGCUCCCACAAAGAAGUCGUUCAACUCAAUCUCCGAGCGUGGGCAUAUCUUGUGAAUUUCCAAUUAAAGACCGAUGAGCCGAUGAGCAACCUUGAACCUUUUGUUGAGUGGCACAACGACCUUUUACAGCAAAUCUUGCGCCAACAUUCGCUAGCUCGCACAGAAGCGGAAGAACACGCUCGGGCUGUCCAGCAUGUACAAAAUACUGUGGUAUCACCCCACCUUCUAGAGUCAACGAUUGCCACCAAUCAGCGACAAGUUGAGGCUUCAUUGGGUGAUGCUCUGACCAGCCUUCGCAGAGCCAUACAAUCAGCCAAAACGAACGAUGCCGCAGAUCUGCUCCUAUCGCCUUAUGUUACGGCAGUGUUCAAAAUCUUCAAUGCCGCGCAGUCCCACACUAACAGCCCGAUCCUUGAUGCAUUGGACAUUCUGAUAACGUAUAUAAGACGAAUUUUAGAUCCGAAUCGACCUGAGACAGUCGCUCCUGAAAAUGAAGAUAGUCAGCAGUACGGGGACUGGGCGGUGUUUAGUGAUGAUUUUGACGAAAUUGACGACGAGACUAUCAAUGUGCCUAUGCCGGAGUUCCAUGAUCAACUUCGACAACUACUAUCUAAUUGCUUUGGUGCAGAUCUUCUACCGACAGAAAAUGUUCUUGCAAGAGUUUUGGAAGCUUGGGCAGCUUUGAACCAAAUGCUUGUCCGUUCAUCUCAUAGAUCAUGGGCUGACUACGUUGGGAGUUAUGGCAACGAUGCUUGGAGCACCCUGAGAGACACACAACAAACGAGAAAGUACACUUCGUACUACCUAGCAUUACUGAUUGAAGAAGACUCCUCCAUAUUUGAAGAUCAAAAGGCAGCUCUCCUCCAAUUCUUUAUGCAGGCUCUUGUUGAGCGUGAGUCUCUGCUCAAGUUUCAGCACAGAUUCACCUGUGCUCUUCUGAAUGCCAACUCGAAUGAUGUUCUACUCAGCAAUCCACCAUUCUGGAGGAACAGAGACUCCAACAGAUUUGAAAUAUCCUUGCCAGAGUUCAGCGAGCGCAGGCUCUCUUUAAUCUCUAGUAUACUCUCAAACAUGCGCACCUCGACCGACAAUGCUCAGCUUAAACAAAGCACAAACACGCCCCAGCUCAAGUCAGAAUAUAGAGAGCUGCUAAGAUAUCUUAUGGCUACAAUGAAACAGAAUUAUCAAGAUCUUGGACAGUCCGCGAACGUCAAGGGAGCGUACGUCGGUUUCGUUCAGAACGUUGUUGAGCUUUUGCAGCAGCACUCCUCCAGCAUCUGUUCGGUUGACAGUUUCUUCACGAACAACGCCUCCUUUCCUCUACCAGCAAGUGACCCAACGUACAUUGUCGGUCAGUUAAGAAACUAUGGCCUCCGAUUGGCUGAUUCUCGCACGCCAAAGGAGCUUGUCGCCUUCGUGCAAUCAAUCUCGGAGCGGGCGGCUAUGGAUGGCCAGCAGGCGUAUCUGAUCAAUCAGCUCCACAAUGCAACAUCUGGAACAUUUGGAGACAUCCUGCAGAGAAGCAGUUUGCGUGACUUCGUCAUUCAGACCAUUUUUCCAGCCUACGCGCGCAUGGCUUCUGAGUCUAUGUGUGGUUGGAUUCUAGUUCUACCGGUCUUGCAUACAUUGGUCAAGACCUUCGACGACCUGGAAAAGGACCUGGAUGGGUAUAAUGUCAAUAGUGUGGCGGCCGUAGCGAAUUUGGUCACAUCUUAUUUGUAUACCAUGCGGAUCGCUGCAUUUCAGACUGUGAAGCAACAGAGAUUGCUUGGACAACCUGGUGUUCUCAAAACUAUACGCACAUCUUUUCACGCGAUGAAUGCAUUGCUACCAACACUAGAUUACCUCUACCGCUUGAGAGGUCCUGUCAAACAGGCUAUGAGCGAAAUAGAGAUGCUCAGAACGCUUGGCGUGCACUUGGCCGACAAGUCUAUGGGUCAUGAGGUCAUGAUAUCUGCAUUGCCUCAAUGUAUUGAGGCGGAGGAACGCAUUUUUGUGUCCUCUGAUAUCUGCGAGUUCGCUACGGGUGAGCUGCGGCAGACGCUAGAAAAGAAUUGGAUUUGUGUUGAUGGUAAUUACUUCCUAAUCAGAGGCAAGUUCAGGAAGGAGGUGCUUGUCGACGUGGGUCUACUUGAAGAGGAACAAUCCGAGCUCAGGAGGACGAUCGAGAAUGUCGAAGCCACUAUAGAUGGCUUUCCAUCCUGGGCUGACCCAAACCUUGAAACGCGAUGUGAAAUAAGGAUGGUUGAUGGGCUGACGGACUUAAUGAUCUGA
Molecule: messenger RNA, 6747 nt
Organism: Bacidia gigantensis
Lineage: Eukaryota; Fungi; Ascomycota; Lecanoromycetes; Lecanorales; Ramalinaceae
Exons: 1
Coding region: 1-6747 (2248 amino acids)
Biological process (GO): double-strand break repair via homologous recombination; replication fork processing
Cellular component (GO): nucleus; Cul8-RING ubiquitin ligase complex
Source: RefSeq, a predicted model, not a curated record